Molecule: messenger RNA, 1214 nt
Organism: Solanum dulcamara
Lineage: Eukaryota; Viridiplantae; Streptophyta; Magnoliopsida; Solanales; Solanaceae
Product: probable carboxylesterase 12
Exons: 2
Coding region: 164-1084 (306 amino acids)
Molecular function (GO): hydrolase activity
Source: RefSeq, a predicted model, not a curated record
GAUAUUGCGGAGUGUACAAUGUGCAGGUAACCUACGCCAGCUUACCCUUCAAACCUUAGGUAUAAACACAAAAACGCCUAAUUAAUUUCACCGUCCAGUUUUUGUCCACAUAAAAACCCAGCAUCACAUUGCAUUACUCCAUCUCUGUCGUUACUGCAACUUAAUGGAUUCAAAAGAAAUUAUUUAUGAUGUCCCGAUGUUUUUUAAGGUCUACAAAGAUGGCCGUGUCGAAAAGUAUCGAAAACAUGAUUUUGCCCCUCUUUCCGAUAAUCCAAUUACAGGUGUUCGAUCCAAAGAUAUCGUCAUUGUAACGGAGAACAAUGUAACGGUACGCCUUUACCUUCCUAAAAUCACCCAAAAUGAUGAUCAGAAAUUUCCACUCCUUGUGUACUUCCAUGGGGGUGGGUUUGUGAUCGAAUCGGCGUUUUCUACUUACUAUGAUAGUUAUCUUCACUCUCUAGCUGCAGAAACCAAUGUACUUGUCGUAUCUGUCGAGUACCGAUUAGCUCCUGAACACAAAAUUCCUGCCUGUUAUGAUGAUUCGUGGGCUGCCGUGAAAUGGGUCUCUCAGCAGGCCAAUCAACAGGGAACUGAAACAUGGCUGAAAAGUCAUGCUGACUUCUCCCGAGUUUUCUUGUCAGGUGAUAGCGCAGGAGCCAAUAUUGCUCAUAACAUGAUGAUGCGAGCAAGUGUGGAUGAAGAUAAACUUGGAGAUAGCUUAAGGCUUGUUGGAAUGGCAUUAGUUCAUCCCUAUUUUGGUAGCAAUAACCCAGAUAGAAUUUGGUCGUAUUGUUGCCCGGAAAAUCCCAAAACUGAUGACCCAAGAUUCAAUCCAGCAGCACAUCCAAGUUUGCUAUCGAAGCUUGUUUGUUCCAAGAUUCUGAUAUGCACUGGGGGAAAGGAUUUUAUAAGGGACAGAGGGUGGACAUACUAUCAGGCGCUGAAGAAAUGUGGAUGGAAAGGUGAGGUGGAAAUUAAAGAAACAGAAGGGGAAGAACAUGUUUUCCAUUUGGUUAAGCCAACUUGUGAGAAAGCUAAGGCCUUGAUGAAAUGGCUGGCCAAUUUCUUUCAACAAUCAACCUGAAUUCUUGCUGUGUAGAAUUUCUGUACUAUUUUAGUUGUUUCUCUUUUUUCUUUUUUUUGAUCGAAUAGGUAGCCAUAUGGACUUGAAUUUGAGAUUAUUGAUUUGGAUAAAGGUUGAUUUGAAGUUGAAA